Molecule: messenger RNA, 2809 nt
Organism: Condylura cristata (star-nosed mole)
Lineage: Eukaryota; Metazoa; Chordata; Mammalia; Eulipotyphla; Talpidae
Gene: ARNT2
Product: aryl-hydrocarbon receptor nuclear translocator 2
Exons: 8
Biological process (GO): regulation of transcription by RNA polymerase II
Cellular component (GO): nucleus; aryl hydrocarbon receptor complex
Molecular function (GO): DNA-binding transcription factor activity, RNA polymerase II-specific; RNA polymerase II cis-regulatory region sequence-specific DNA binding
Source: RefSeq, a predicted model, not a curated record
AUGGCGCGGCUGCAGGCCCCUGCGGCUCGGGGGCCACUGUGGGGCACCGACAGGGUGAAGCUGGCGCUGGGAGCCCGAGCCGGCCACACAGGUGACCCCAACGAGGGCUCGGCAGGCCAGCAGCCGGCCACCAUGCCGAACGGGACACCGGCGGGCCAGGUCCUCAGGGUCAGCCGGGCGAGGCCUCAGCGCAGGCCUGGCCAGCCGGUUCUCAGCUGCCCCCCAGCCGGCGCCCACCGGGCGCCCCCCCACCCCUGUCCUACGUCCUCUCAGGUGGUGAAGCUGAAGGGCCAGGUGCUGUCCGUCAUGUACCGCUUCCGCACCAAGAGCCGGGAGUGGGUGCUGCUCCGCUCCAGCAGCUUCACCUUCCAGAACCCCUACUCGGACGAGAUCGAGUACAUCAUCUGCACCAACACCAACGUCAAGUAGGAUGCCCGCGGCGCCCAGCCCCUGCCCCUUGGGCAGCAGCCCGGGGCACGUGGGGCUCAGCUGUCGCGCCCGUGCCAGCAGGUCCCGGUCCCCAACCUGCCCUCGGGCGUCCACGAGGCCGGCAAGGCCGUGGAAAAGGCAGACGCCAUCUUCUCCCAGGAGAGGGACCCCCGCUUUGCCGAGAUGUUCGCGGGCAUGGGCGCGUCUGAGAAGAAGAUGAUGAGCUCGGCGGCGGCUGCCGGGACGCAGCAGAUCUACUCCCAGGGCGGCCCGUUCCCCGCAGGGCAUGCCGGGAAGGCCUUCAGCUCCUCCGUGGUGCACGUGCCUGGCGUGAGCGACAUCCCCGCGUCCUCGUCGGCCGGCCAGAACAUGGCCCAGAUCUCGCGGCAGCUGGGCCAGAGCCAGGUGGCCUGGACGGGGAGCCGGCCGCCCUUCCCGGGUCAGUCCAGCAAGACCCAGUCGUCCCCCUUCGGGAUCGGAGCGAGCCACACCUACCCGGCCGACCCCUCUUCCUACAGCCCCCUGUCCAGCCCCGCCACGUCCUCGCCCAGCGGCAGUGCCUACUCCAGUCUGGCCAACAGGACACCAGGGUUCGCUGAGAGUGGACAGAGCAGUGGGCAGUUCCAGGGGCGGCCCUCGGAAGUCUGGUCGCAGUGGCAGAGCCAGCACCAUGGGCAGCAGAGCGGCGACCAGCACCCUCACCCGCAGCCUGGCCAGACCGAGGUGUUCCAGGACAUGCUGCCCAUGUCGGGGGACCCCACCCAGGGCACUGGCAACUACAACAUCGAGGACUUCGCCGACCUGGGCAUGUUCCCGCCAUUCUCUGAGUAGCCGGGCAGAGUGCGGCCCCGCUGGCCACUGACCACCGGUGAGCGGGGCUCGGCCAGCCGCCGGACCCCCAGGCCUCUCCCCCACCCCCGCACCGUGGCUCAGCCUCACUCGGCCGGCGUCGGUGCUUGACCGAGGCCCCGGAGCCGCUGUGGACCCCAAGCGGCCCAGGGAGCCCGUCCUUCCCUCACGCUCGGCACCCGGGGGUGCCCGGCUGGCCCUGCCGCUGGGCCUGGGCCCUGGUCGCAGCUGGGCUGCCCCGGAACUGAUCCCAUGGGUGCACAGGUCAGUCUCCUGCAGGAACCCAGGUCGGGCUGCCCCGGGCAGCAGCAGCCCCUGCAGCGGCUCCUGCGGCCAGCCAGUGGACCCUCACUUCGCUGCUGGUGGGGUUUCAGGAGCCCCCUGCGGGGAGCCGCCCACCCGCCCUCCCACAGAGCAGUCCCUCCUCCCUCCAGGGGAGCCAGGCUUGGGGUGUCUCAGAGCCCCAAGAGAUGGCCUCAGGCCCCAGAGACCUCGGCCCUGGAGGAGGCCGGAUGGAUAGGGGGCGCCUGGCCAGACGGGCAGCCCCCAGGUCCCCCCAGCUCCCUACUGGAGAUGGAGCAAGGCAAACCCUGUUGGAUCGGACCCCCCCCCCCGGGCCCCCGGAGCAGCACAGUGCGGCGCUGGCUGCAGCUCUGGUUCUGCCACGCAGCUCCCGCUGGGGCUCAAGAAGGGGCAGCUCCCCUGGACACCUCUGCCCGGGACUGGCGCCGGGCUGGGGAGAGGGCUGAGGUCCCGCUGGCUCUGGCUGCACCCUGCUUCUCCUUUUCCGUGUCAGCUGCGACCACACUCUGAGAAGACGUCCUGUGCAGGCUCUGGGCCAGUGGAGGGUCCCCCCAAAUUUGACUGUGCACCGAGACUCCGGCCAGGCCCCUGGCUCAGGAACCUGCUUCCUGGGGCCAGCAGAGAGGCAGGGCCAGGCCGUGGGAGCGCUGCCCAGGCGCAGAGGCAGCGGGCACACGGGGCCGCCCGCCUGCCGCGGGGUCUGGGCCAGCCCGGGCCUGGGCUCCAUCGCGAGGGGCAGCACUUGGUGGCCGCCCGCCGCAGGGCCUUCAGCGUGGGCAGCGCCCCCCAGCGGCUGCUGCAGGCCCGGCCCUUCCGCCCCACAGCUCACUCCAGAGGGGGACCCCCCUUUGGGGUGCGAGAACGGUCCAGGUGACUCAGAGGGGACUUCCGGUGCCCUCUGGGCAGCGAGCGCGGAUGCCUCGCUUCCUUGUGCAUUUAGGGCAAGAGCCGCGUCGCCGCGCCAGGGUGGGGUGCUGAGGGGCGGGCAGGGGUCAGAGGUCCUUGCCGGCCACUACAGGCGACCGCCCAGUCAGCCGUGGCCAGGGUUAGGGACCCUGGGGACGGCUGCGGCAGCGUGAGGCAGGUGGAAGGGGGCUCGAGCGCCUUUAGAGGGGCCCGCGGGAUGCAGCACCCUGCCGCUGGUCGGGGUCCCGGUCCGGUCUGCGGCGCAGAGCCAACCGGAACUGCGUGGGCAGGGGCGGCUGGACGUGCUGGCCUCACCCGCCGG